AUGAGAGAGCUGAAGCUUAUACUGGUGACGGUGUUGCUGCUGUGGGGCAUCUGCGGCGUGUCUCAGGUGGCGGCCGAGGUCAAACCGGGUAGGCUGUGCGGUCGGGAGUUCAUCCGGGCCAUGGUGUAUACCUGUGGAGGAUCCCGGUGGAGAAGGCUGCUCGCUCCACCAAACGUGGACGUGUUUUCGGCCGGCGAGCAGAGCAGCGCCGAAGGACUGGGCGAGGGCGCGGGGUCAGAUCUGUCCACGCGGGACCUGAACCACAUGAUGACCAGCAUGUGCUGUCAGGUGGGCUGCCGAAAAAGUGACCUCUCCUUACUGUGCUGA
This is a messenger RNA of Trichomycterus rosablanca, 327 nucleotides long. RefSeq names its product insulin-like 5a (gene insl5a). Lineage: Eukaryota; Metazoa; Chordata; Actinopteri; Siluriformes; Trichomycteridae. The transcript is spliced from 2 exons. Bases 1 to 327 code for a protein of 108 amino acids. Gene Ontology annotation, cellular component: extracellular region. The record is from RefSeq and is a predicted model, not a curated record. Gene Ontology annotation, molecular function: hormone activity; G protein-coupled receptor binding.